AUAAUAAUGAUUGUUUCCCGUGAUAAAUCGUUCGUCGUUAUCAGGGUCAGGCCGCAGCCCGCAGUGUCCGUAGAUCGCGUGAGUUGGCCCGUGCUUCGCCGUCGUCCGUGUUAUUGUUUCCGACCAUCAUCGGCGUCGUCUUUGUUUUUAAUAUUUUAAUAUUUUAAUAGUUUUAAUCAUUGUCCUUUCAAUCGCAAUAAUAUCGUAUCCGCUCGGUCGUGUGCCGCCUACAUCCGUCCCCUACGAUUCGGCGAUCUGACGUUUUAAAUACACGCAUAUUGUGGUCAAUUGACAGUCCGCAGGGUACCAGGGAUCACCACCUACACAUACGUAAUAAUAUACCAUGGCACCGGAUCAGAUCCGUUUGUACAAAAUAAUCGAAUAACAUUUUGUAAUGAACACAUUAUCGGAGUCUGAUGUCAUUGAAAAAUCUCUCCAUGUUCCUGAAAUUACCCAAAUGGCUAAUGAUAAUGAGUUGAUAUUAUCACCAAAAAAACAUCUGGUUUGCUUUGCUACCGUCAAAGGGGAUUGUUUAGUGACAAAAAACGGUGCAUCGUAUGCUGGGAUAAAGGAGUGUCUGCUCAGUGAUCGAAUGGUUGAUAAAAACGAACCGAUUGAAAUUCAAAUUACAGAUUCUGCAAUUCCUGACACUGAUAUUGAUAGUGGAAUGGAAUCUUCAGCGUCUAGCUGGGAUCGAUCAGUUAAUGAAGUAAAAGAACAUGCAUUUGCUAGGCUUGAGGAAGAAUUAAAAAAAGCGAAUGAAACAUUAAAACUUAGAGAUGAAGAAGUAUCACGUUUAAGUAGAAUACGUGCUGAUGUCGAAUCAGAAUUAGAAGAAUUGACUGCUAGUCUAUUUCAAGAAGCUCAUAAUAUGGUGAAAGAAGCAAAUUUACGCCAGGCGGCUGCAACCAGAGCAUUAAAAGAAUCUUCAAUGAAAGUUGAUGUUUUAUCUGCUGAAGUGACAGCAUUAAAAACCCUUGUACUAACUUCUACACCAAGUCACCCUAAUUUAUCAAGAGAAGAUAGCAUUUCGAUGCCAGGAGGACUAAGUGGUGUUGGACUAUUUUAUCGUAAACAUAAGAGAUCUCCCUCGCACAAUAACCUUAAGUACGGCAGAGAAAAUUCUCCACCAGAUUCUCCGCUAAAACAAAAGUCUAAUCAAUCCGAAACAGACACAGACAUUUUAGACAUAUCUAAUAGUGCUGAGGUUGAUCCAAAUGUGCAUCGUGAAUUUGUUCUUUGGAUGAAAUCUCCUACUUUAGACAAAUCAGAUGCCUUUAUAAGUCGAAUAUACAGAGAAGAUAUCGAUCAAUGUCUAGAGUUUAAUAAUUCAACUUUGGCAAUGGAUGUUAGAAAUGCAAUUGAAAGUGGGAAUCUUUUUAUUGAGUCUAUGGACAAGUCAAAAUCUCAUUUUCCAAAAAAAUGUGCUCUAAUGGAACUGCCAUUGCUGUGUCUCUAUAGAAUGAAUUUAGGAGGAGCAGAUAGCGAAUGUUAUUGCAUUUCACAAAUUUGUCGAAAUAGAAUUACUGCGGUAUGUGAUUUCCUCAACUACCUCAGAUACAUUCAAAGGGGCUUGGUUAAAAGUCUAGAAAACGAUAUGUACUGGGAAAUCGUAAGACUGCGAAAACAAAUGAUGUUGGCUAAGUUGGGUCUAGCUUUGACAUCGUAACAUUGCUAAUGUAAAUUAUUAAAAAAAAAAAAAAAUGGAAAACCAUAUUACGAUAGUGUUGUAGUAACGUUAUCGAACUGAUAAUAAUACAGAUGUUACGUGUUAUUUUUUGUGAUCAUAUCUUGUGAUUUUUUUUCGGAUAGUAAGUA
Molecule: messenger RNA, 1818 nt
Organism: Acyrthosiphon pisum (pea aphid)
Lineage: Eukaryota; Metazoa; Arthropoda; Insecta; Hemiptera; Aphididae
Product: rab-3A-interacting protein
Exons: 8
Coding region: 395-1669 (424 amino acids)
Biological process (GO): exocytosis
Cellular component (GO): Golgi to plasma membrane transport vesicle
Molecular function (GO): guanyl-nucleotide exchange factor activity
Source: RefSeq, a predicted model, not a curated record